This is a messenger RNA of Parathielavia appendiculata, 444 nucleotides long. RefSeq lists its product as uncharacterized. Gene Ontology annotation, biological process: DNA replication initiation; DNA replication. The transcript has 2 exons. Gene Ontology annotation, cellular component: nuclear origin of replication recognition complex; nucleus. Bases 10 to 288 code for a protein of 92 amino acids. Gene Ontology annotation, molecular function: DNA replication origin binding. Lineage: Eukaryota; Fungi; Ascomycota; Sordariomycetes; Sordariales; Chaetomiaceae. The record is from RefSeq and is a predicted model, not a curated record.
GCCGACACCAUGGCUUCUCUGCUUGCUCUGCUCUCACAUCCUUCUGAAAUCGCUGAGACGCAGGACGGAGUAACAUCCAAGUCCAUCAUCUUCGUUAUAGACGAGUUUGACCUCUUUGCGACGCAUGCCCGACAAACACUUCUCUACAACCUUUUCGACAUUGCGCAGGCCCGAAAAGCGCCGAUUGCUGUUCUCGGCCUGACCACAAGAAUCGACGUUGUCGAGAGCCAUCGACGACGAGGACAUGGUUCUGGAGAGUAUCGAUCCGAAGGUCAAGGGCCACCGUGAAUUCCGGGACUGGUGGAACGGCAAAAUAGAGGUACGUGCAUCGCGCGAUCCCAACGCUGCUGCUUUUUCUCACCGUGUCAACCAAUCGGCAGUCUCUGUACAAAACGCAGGGCUUCCUGGAUCAUCUGGAGUCGCACUUUUACAGUACGAAAUCGG